This is a messenger RNA of Truncatella angustata, 3285 nucleotides long. RefSeq names its product ribonucleases P/MRP protein subunit POP1-domain-containing protein. Lineage: Eukaryota; Fungi; Ascomycota; Sordariomycetes; Amphisphaeriales; Sporocadaceae. Gene Ontology annotation, biological process: tRNA 5'-leader removal. The record is from RefSeq and is a predicted model, not a curated record. Gene Ontology annotation, cellular component: nucleolar ribonuclease P complex; ribonuclease MRP complex. Bases 301 to 3144 code for a protein of 947 amino acids. The transcript has a single exon.
UCUCCAACAAGCUAGCGCCGAAAUUUUCCAGCAAGAGUCAGACACUGGCAACGCGAUGAUGGACGCGAUGUCAAUUAAGUGCCCAGUAGUUUUGAAGUUGCAGUAUGAAAACAAGUUGAUUUGAUGGUAUAGAAAGACGUCGUAUUUCUCUUGGCCCGCGAAAUAAUGUUUGCUACAAGCGAACUGAAAGCAUUGAUCUGACUGUUUUAUGAACAUAUUCAUACUGCACUUCUCGGAAUUAUUCGAAACACCCAAUUCAUUCCAUGACUCUCACGUGCUAGGUAGAGUAGCUGGAGGAAUAUGGCUCCGGGGCAGCAGGGUCAUCAAAACCCUGGCGAUAAGCCAAAGAAACGCCCAGCUGAUGCUUCAUUGGCAUCUGCCUCAAGCAAGAAGCCCAAGACCGGGGAAAGCAACAAUCAAGGUGGAAGCAAACCCGCUGCACCAGCACCAAAGCCUGACCCGAGAAAAGCCCGAGCCCAAGCAGCUCGUAACGGGCGGAAUCAGCCAUCUCGGGUGAAGGAUACUCCAGUCGGAGAGAAACAGUCCAACGGCACUGGUGGGAAAAGCUUCAUGGAUCGGAGAGCAGUAAGGGCUAUUGCAGCCCAGCCAUCUGAUGCUGCUCUCAAAGAUGGAGAGCUCGACGUUCAGGCGUUCCUCAACGCCCGUGGCUUUGAAAUCAAGGCUCUGGAUGAGAGUAUGAGAAGAACCAUGACUUCGAAGACGAGCCGAGCUUUCCAGAAGGUACCUUUCGUCUUGAGAAGGAGGGCUGCAGCACAUAAUCACAAACGCGUUCCGAAGCGCCUACACAGGAGAGCCAAACGUGAGAUGGAUCAAGAUAAUACGCCCACCGUCAACUCCAAGACGAGAAAGCCCAAGACCGUACGGAGUCGUCUUCGUGCAGAGACCGCACUUCGUUUGGGGAAACUGGCCGAAAGAAAGAGAAGGCAGAAGCUGCUCCAGAAGGGUAAGGAUGGAAAGCUCGACGAAGUGACGGUACAGACGCGCCUAGCUCGCCCAAAGAUCAAGAGAAACAGCCUAAACAAACCAGUGAUCACGGCGAGGAAGUUCAGAAGGCGACAACUUAAUAAGACUUGGCUGCCAACACAUCUUUGGCAUACAAAAAGGGCAAAAAUGACUCCACCAAAGGAGCCGUUGUGGAGGUUCGCCAUACCUUUGACACCAAACCAGAAAUGCUACAGACCCACGCAUCGUGCAAUGCGAGAAAAGGGGGCAAUGGCUUGGGAUACGAGCUAUAUGAGCACCAUCAGCCUGUGUGGCAUUGAAAGGAGCGUAGCUCAAGUGCUUAAAGCACUUGGCAUGACCGCAGAGAGUCUGUGGAACAGCAGUGGUGAGAGAUGGCGAUCAGGCGCCAUGCACUGGAGUGGGACUUUGGCAAGGACACAAAAUAACAUCACAAAGAUGCUCGGACCAGCAACAAUUCUAUGGGAUCCUGAACUUGAAGACCAGGUUGCAGAAGCGAAUAUCAAAAAGAGAGCAACGAGGCGGCUCCUUAUACGACUGCACCCUUCGACAUUUCUCGAAACGUUCAACGAAGUUCUACGUUUGUCCAAGGGGUUGACUCCUCGCCCUCAUGUGGAAGACCUACGUUACGAGCUUGGCAGUAUCGAAGUGACGGGCCCCGAUGCAACCGAAGCGCUCUUGGGCAGCAUUAAGCCGUAUCAUGAAGACUUGGACAAGAAAAACCCCCAUGCCUCGAAGUGGCAGUCUUUAGCAGGUGUUAACCCUUCAAGUCUUCCCAUUGGAUCUUUACUGGCAUUUACCGCAAGAGACCCUCGUCUUCAAUUCCCCCCAAGGCGUAUACAAGUGCCAGGCGCAACUGAUGGGGCAAAACAAACAAGCGCAUCAUGGCAGCAACACUUAGCUCCCAGUCCGAUGGCACUAUUCGAUCGCGAUGCCCGCUUCAAGGCAUCUCGACUACCCUCACAGAAAUCAAUCAACCGUCGUAAAAGCAAGGAAUCUUCGGGCACGGUCCUUGAGCCAACACAGCUUGACCCAGAGAUCCCCAUCAUCCUACUAGCUACCCGUCAAGGUGACACUCCUGGAAAGUGGACGGUGCUGAUCCCUUGGAAGUGUGUGCUUCCUAUAUGGUACGCACUGAUGCACUGCCCUCUAUCUUCCGGCGGCAACCCACUUUUUGGUGGACUAGAGGAAGUUCAGCAAGGUGCCUUCGAACAAGGCCUCCCGUGGUUCCCUGGUGAUUUCCCAGCCACCAGCGCGGGCACAGCCUGGGAGCUAGAACAGCGAGAAAAGAGGAAGAAGGCAUGGGAUAAAAUGCCCAAAGGCAAAAGAGUUAACUACGAGACACUUGAUCUAGGUGCCGGUCGCAAAGGCGAAAUUGGACAAGGUUGGAACAACGAUUUCGAGACGUUGCUGAACCUCAAUUUGCCCGCCAACGAUGUAGAGAAACCAGAUGUGGUUAUGACCGGUCAAGAUAACAUGGCUAACGAAGAACCCAACAACCAGGAGAAGGAUGUCACGCAUAAAGGCCAACUAUUAGAUGGAAUGACCCACCUGUCAAAGCUCUCUUUCAACGCGCAUAUUGCUAGCAAGGUCGCCUCUCUCCCACCAGCUGCACUUGUCACCGUCAAGGUGGUAUUUCUGGGUCGCGGUGUUCCUAGUCCUUGUGCUCGGAUUUACCGUCUCCCCACAAACAAGACCGUUGAUGCUGCUACACAGGCCGAGGUCCCAGCUACAAACCCGCCACUUGUUAAGAGCAGUGGCGUACCAGCGGACCUUGGGAAGCAAUGGCUUGCGGCACUUCCGGAGAAAGCUAAACAAGCACAUGCAACAAAGCCUGUAAAGCAUAACACCUCAGCGAACAUCAGUCUAGGGACGAGAACACGCUUGUUAGCCCAAGAGCUCACCGCACCAGCCCAGUUGGAGACUGAAACCAUUAAUGGGCAUUCUUUAUGUCCGGAUGCCGAAGAUCUGAUCGGUUUCGUCACGGCAGGCUGUUUCAACCUGAAGGAAGGCAAUGCUGAAGCUAUCGCCAGUCUUUCAGCUGAGAAAGCAUUGGCUGAGCGCAAAAGACACAUGAACAAGGAUGAUCGUGCCGCAAGAUUGUGUAUUGUUCGAAACUCAGGUCAGAGUGUGGGAUGGCUAGCUAAAUGGGAGUUGGUGUGACAUCCACAACGAUAGCGAAAACGGCGGAUUAUAUUCUUAUAUAGUCCCUUUAAACGUGCAUGAUGUACCACUAGUCAAUAUAAGCAAAACUGCAGAAUACUAUAGUGCUUAGCCUCAGUCUCUUUACCCCUCCAGCUGCUU